Aspergillus affinis is the source of this 510-nucleotide messenger RNA. Its product is annotated as 2EXR domain-containing protein. The coding region runs from base 1 to 510 and encodes 169 amino acids. The record is from RefSeq and is a predicted model, not a curated record. The transcript has a single exon. Lineage: Eukaryota; Fungi; Ascomycota; Eurotiomycetes; Eurotiales; Aspergillaceae.
AUGACCUCUUCAAACCCAGCCUCGCAACCGCACUUGCAGAUAUUCAACUAUCUUCGAACAUCUGGGAAUGAAAACUCGACGUUCCCCAGUUUCUCCCUACUGCCCCCGGAAAUCCGCAGUCAAAUAUGGUGCCACGCGUUAAAACGGGAGCGCCUGAUUAAAAUCUAUUUCCAGAAAGAUUAUCAUUUCACGCCACAGCGACCUAAACCAGAUGGCGAGAUGCCGCGGUAUCAGAUUAUGGUUGAUAGACGAAAAGCAUUGAGCACGUUGUUAAGAGUCAAUCAAGAAUCACGACAGACUGCGCUGCAGUUUUACCGGGUGAAGAUCCUAUGCAAAUUCAGCUAUGCUCCAGAAGAUGAGUACGUCUACGAGGCAAUUAGAAAGUCGGUAAAUGCAAAACCGGGGGUUUUAUACUUUAACCCUGAAUAUGAUUUCCUGGAGAUUGCAUCCGAGUCAUGGAGAGGGGACGAUCUGUUUGACCUAGCAUAUGUGGCCGCGGUAGAUGACUAA